AUUUAAAAACCUGCUUUAUGGGAAGUCGUGGUGGUUUGGCUCCGCCCUUUACUUGCUUGGUCCGGCCCCCUGUUCCUAGGAUUUAAAUUUCGCGGUAGUUGCUUGCGCAGGCGCAGUGGUUUUAGCAUGGCGGAGUUAAUCUCUUUCGUAGUUCCCACCCAGAGCGACAAAGUUUUGUUGGUGUGGGAGUUGAGCGCUGGUCCUCCAGCGGAGGCCUUAAGUCAUUCUCUGUUCACAGUGUUCUCCCAGUUUGGCCUUCUGUAUUCAGUCCGAGUCUUCCCGAACGCUGCAGUGGCCGGUCCUGGUUUCUACGCCAUCGUCAAGUUUUACUCCUCGAGGGACGCGCAGAGAGCCCAAAAGGCAUGCGACGGAAAGCCCCUUUUUCAGACAUCACCAGUGAAGGUUCGUCUUGGCACCAGACAUAAGGCACUGCAACAUCAGGCUUUUGCCUUGAAUAGCUCACGGUGCCAGGAACUGGCAAAUUACUACUUUGGCUUCAAUGGAUGGUCAAAAAGGAUCGUCAAGCUGCAGGAGCUCUCUGGAUUGGAGGAUGCAGCUCUCGCUGUGCCCAUGCAGAAGCGGAACCCCCAGUUCUUCUGUGCUGUAGAGGUGGUGCUGCCGGCCUAUGGGUGCAGGAGUCCUGGAGUUGGCAUCUCUGAGGAGCCUCUGCCUCAGCUGGAGGAAGGGCAGCCAUCGUUUCUUACGAAGAGGAAGACAGGGCAGAAGCUCGCCUUCCAGGCGGCUUUAUCAGACGCCUUCCAGAAGCUGACCAUCGUGGUUCUAGAAAGUGGCCGGAUCGCGGUGGAGUACAGACCCACGGAAGAGGAUCUCGAUGCCAGAAGUGAAGAAGAACUGCAGAAUUUAAUCCAGGUGGGCUGCUUUCCCUCCAGUCAGUCCAGCCAAAGGGAAGAAGAAUGUCUCUCGGACUUCAGCCUGGAGGAGGAAGACCUGAAGCUGUGUGGACUGCACUAGCCGCUCUGACUGUGCCGGGACCUGCCAUUUGACUCUGACAGACGUUAUCCAUUUCCAGUCAGUGGGUUGCUGGCAUCCCUGAAGACCCAAGUGUGAGGCCUGGAUCUUGCUGGGCUAUGUAGGAGGACGCCUUGGGAGAGGUCUAACGGAGGCUUGAGCCCUGUCACUUCGGGGGGAAAAGGUUCCCCAUACAGAAAGGAGCUCUGUCCCACAUAAUAAAGGCUGCCUAACAACGGUG
Messenger RNA from Rattus rattus (black rat), 1210 nucleotides. RefSeq names its product RAD52 motif containing 1 (gene Rdm1). Lineage: Eukaryota; Metazoa; Chordata; Mammalia; Rodentia; Muridae. The transcript has 7 exons. Gene Ontology annotation, cellular component: nucleolus. Bases 127 to 972 code for a protein of 281 amino acids. The record is from RefSeq and is a predicted model, not a curated record. Gene Ontology annotation, molecular function: RNA binding.